Messenger RNA from Onychomys torridus (southern grasshopper mouse), 1372 nucleotides. RefSeq names its product regenerating family member 4 (gene Reg4). The transcript has 6 exons. NCBI's taxonomy places the organism in Eukaryota, Metazoa, Chordata, Mammalia, Rodentia, Cricetidae. Gene Ontology annotation, molecular function: mannan binding; signaling receptor activity. Bases 443 to 916 code for a protein of 157 amino acids. The record is from RefSeq and is a predicted model, not a curated record.
ACAAAACAGAACCAAGCUCAACUGAGUGAAGAAAUGGGAGAGGAAAAGGGCAGUCCUCAGACAACAGGAUACUAUUAAUUUUAAUAACGUGGACAUAAAAGAUUUUGUUUGCACACAGGGAGAGGUUCUGCUCUUGGCUAGACAAAGCUCACUCUGUGUCCAUUCCAAAGCUAUCUCUCGACCAGCAGCUCAUUUUUUGACUGUAGAUAAGGGUGAUUAUUUGGUAAACAGCUCAUGACUUCAACAGGUCAUUACAUCCUGAGGCAAGAAGGUAUAAAGCUGCAGGAGCCUGGGACCACUCAAGCUGAAGAAGGAGGAGUUCUCAAGAGUGUUGGUUCCAACCAGAUCUGAGACAUACCAGAGACUUUAAGGGCAAAUUGGAAAGAGCUCUGAGGGCCUUGGAAUUAAAGCAUCGAAGUAUCAUCUCCAGAGAAAGACAAAGAUGGCUCCCAAAUGUGUUUGGCUGUUCCUACUGAUGAGCUGUGUAAUUGGACCUGAAGUCCUGAGUGCUGUCUUGAGACCCAGCUGUUCUCCAGGAUGGUUUUUCUACAAGUCCCACUGCUAUGGAUACUUCCGGAAGCUGAGAAGCUGGUCUCAGGCUGAGCUCAAGUGUCAGUCAUAUGGGAAUGGAUCCCAUCUGGCAUCUGUCUUGAAUGAAAAGGAAGGCAAUGUCAUCGCAAACUUCAUAUAUGGCUAUCAAAGAAACCUGCCUGUGUGGAUUGGCCUGCAUGACCCAAAGAAGAAUCAGCUAUGGCAAUGGGUUGAUGGGUCUACAGAGCCGUACCAUGCCUGGAAUUCCAUGAGGAAGAGUGAAGCCAGUCACUGUGCUGAGCUGAACCCCAAAUAUAAGUUUUCAAAAUGGGACAAAAACAGAUGUGACAAGCGACAGCAUUUCCUAUGCAAGUACAAGACAUAGAGAAGGAACCCAGUGUCUGCCAGCCUGCCGCAAGCUCCUCCUUCCUCCCUCUGACCUGGUGGCUGAUGUAAUCAUUAUCCCUGAGAGUAAACGUAGCAGUGAACACUGAUGAGGCCCCCAGUGCACUGACUGUCAGGCUCAGAGAUCUUAGCAUGGUGGGAUACUGGCUUCUGGUCUCAGAGCUCUUAGCAUGGUGGGACAGUGGCUUCCAAUUUUAGAGAUCUUAGCAUGGUGGGACAGUGGCUUCCAAUCUCAGAGCUCUUAGCAUGGUAGGACAGUGGCUUCCAAUCUCAGAGCUUAGCAUGGUGGGACAGUGGCUUCCGGUCUCAGAGCUUAGCAUGGUGGGACAGUGGCUUCCCUCUCAGUGUUCACGCUACAGUCCUUUGUACUAGUCCUCUUCCCUUGGGCUGUCUCAAACAAAUAGAAAUGUGCUUCCUGACCACUGGGUCUUUGUUA